This is a messenger RNA of Mesocricetus auratus (golden hamster), 3503 nucleotides long. RefSeq names its product ubiquitin specific peptidase 26 (gene Usp26). Gene Ontology annotation, cellular component: nucleus; cytosol. NCBI's taxonomy places the organism in Eukaryota, Metazoa, Chordata, Mammalia, Rodentia, Cricetidae. Gene Ontology annotation, molecular function: cysteine-type endopeptidase activity; cysteine-type deubiquitinase activity. Gene Ontology annotation, biological process: protein deubiquitination; G1/S transition of mitotic cell cycle. The record is from RefSeq and is a predicted model, not a curated record. Bases 606 to 3164 code for a protein of 852 amino acids. The transcript has 8 exons.
CUUGCAGAGGCCAGAAGAGAGCAUUGGAUCACUUGGAACUACAUUUACAAAUAGUUGUAAGCUACUUUGUGGGUGCUGAGAAUUGAACUAGGAGCGGUGAGCUCCGGAGCUCAAAGACGCUCCGGAGCAUCGUCGAGACCCAGAGACCCCGAGUGUCGUCGAGCCCCCGAGUAUCUUCGAGCUUCUGAGCUACAUGCGAGCAAAGUUCCUCUUUGAAAAAGCACCUGUAUCCUAGCCAGGUAGUGCUUGAGAUCUAUCUACUCACAGGCCAGAAUCUCUGUUUCAUACAGCGGCAAAGCCUAGGGCUUGAUUGGUUGAAAGUCCUGUUAAUGUAGUCAUCAAUAUCUGGGCAAGCAUGUCACUAGAUAAUGAAGAACAAGAAAUACCUGCUGAGACUAUCAUGGAAAAAAAAUGAUCUUACUUCACUUUUCCACCUGUGCUGAGUGUCUGUCUCAAGAUUCUUACAUAGGUUGUUCUCCCUUGACAUGCGUUGCUGAGUGGGAAAUUGCUUCCAGUGCCAUUCUGGUAAACUUGGGAAGCAAAUUGAAACUACAGGAUUAUUAAUAAUCUAAGAUACAUAUGCUUUAUUUGCUGAUAAAAAAAAUAUGGAUCCUAUAGUGAUACACGCUCAAGUCCAAAUGUGGAGUGCAAAGGCAGGAAUGUCUAAGUCAAAAAGUGUAUGCAUUGAAUCAAAGGUAGGAAAACAGGAAGUUAAACUUCUGCUCUAUUUCAGCAGUGGGAAGAUUAAAGCUUUGCAGCUAAAAAAUAAUAUUAAAAGUGUGAUCCUUAGAACCUAUGGUGACGACCAGAAUUACCUACAUUUAACUUUUCGAAAUAAUGAUUUCUUGUUUGUUGAGAAACUAACCACCACAGAUGCCAGACAACUGAAGAGAUUCCUGGACAAAGUGUAUCAAAAAAAUCUUGGGGCAUCCAGGAGAAGUGAUGAGGAGACUUCUGGUGGUCCUAGCACAAGCACAGAGGAGUUGGGUGGCUCUUCAUCAAUGGAAGUUCAUUCGGGAGCAAGUAGUAAAUGCUUGGAAUCGCUCAAAGGAAGUGAAACAUCAGUGCUUUGUGAGGUACCUUUGCCUUCAUCCUCAUCAGCCUCACUUAAUAGGUUAGGGUUAUUAGAAAAACAACUUGUAAAGAGGAAAAGAUCCUCACCUGAUUCAGAAAUGAAGGAAAAAGGAAAUGUCCUGAAGUACAGUAGUGGGAAAUUUGAGGUAAAGUCAGCGGUGCCUGUACAUGAUGAUAAAGGGAAAGAGAGAGAUUUAAGAGAGGCAGAAAAAAGUAAACCAGCAUUUGGAUUUUCAUCUGAGACAGGCUAUCAUGAAGAGUCUGAUUUGGAUGUUCGUAAUCUCCAUGAUCUCAUUAGAAAAUUGUUUUCACCAUUUCUGUUGGAACCACACUGUAUGGAGAAAUGCGUAGAGUGGCAUGAGUAUAUGAAAACACUCUUACUGUACCCAGAGAAAGCAUGGCAAGGUCUACCUAAUGUGGGAAACACCUGUUAUAUAAAUGUAGUAUUACAGUCUCUAUGCUCAGUUCCACUGUUUGUUAAUGAUUUAUUCAAUCAGGGUUUCCCAUGGAUUAAACCUCCCAGAGAUGAUUUUAACAUGCGCUUGAUGCAACUGCUUGUGUUGAAAGAUAUUUACAACACGAAGACUAGGGAGAAGUUGCUUAUAAGUAUUACCAAAGCCCUCCCAGAACUUGGAGAGGUAUUCACUGCUGAUACGCAGAAUGAUGCUCAUGAGUUUUUGAGUCUCUGUUUAGUUCAGCUGAAGGAAACUGUACAGAAAUUAACUGUAUUGUGGCAAUCUGAAAAUGAAUCUGGGGGAAAUAGUUUAGUUAGACGGAUGUUUGCUGACCAUGCUAUUAUCAACAAAACUCCUGUUUGUCCUGUUGCCAAUAAUUUUGAAUUUGAGUUGACGAGAUCUAUUUUUUGUAAAGGUUGUGGCCUGGCUGUUUUCAAGAAAGAACAGAGUAGUUAUCUCUCCAUCAACAUUCCUCAAGGAAUGAAAGGCCAGAACUUGUCUAUUCAGUCCAGUUUUGAUUGUUUUUUUAAAGCAGAAGAGCUUGAGCAUAGAUGUGAAAGGUGCAUGCACAACAGAUCUAUUGCAUUGCACAGAUUUGGCAGCCUCCCCAGGGUUAUUAUUCUUCACCUAAAACGCUAUAGUUUUAGUGAGUCACAGGUAAUGAUGAAGGAUGAACAACACAUCAUUAUUUCCAAAUAUUUAAAGCUGUCUUUUUACUGCAACAAAAACACAAAACUACCUCAGCCCCUUAGUCAAAAUGCACAUGUUAAGGAUCUGGACUUACUAAAACCCCUUCAAGAGUUGGGUUCUGAAAUACUGAAAUUCUCAUUUAGUCCUACGAGGACCUCAGGAUUCAAGGAUUUCCCAUCUGUAAACACAGGAUCAGACAAGGAGUCAGAAGCACAAAAUGUAAACAGAGUUUCUAAAGUGGUGAGUGGAAAUUUGCAGCAGGAAGAUCAGGGAAAGGGUGACACAUCAAAUGUAAUUGGGUCAGAAUUAACAAAUGAGGCAGAAAAACUGAAGGAACACAAGAAAGCAGAUUUACUUAGUAACUUAGGUUCUGGUACAAUCAGUGAGGCUACUAAAGAUAAUGGUAUCAGAAUUCCAGAAAGAUCCCAAAAGUACCAACUGGCCCAGAAAUGUUCUGAAGAAAGAAGUGAUGAACAGACCUCCCGAGAGGCAGUUGUACAAAGCCAUCCAAAACCACACUCCCAUGAACAGAUAGGAAGCCACAAGAAACCUGCAGAGUCCCAUACGUCAGAUGUGAGUUCACAGGACUCCCAAGAUUCCUGUAAGAAUCCAGGAAGCAAAGAUGAUUUAUGUAAGAAGAGAAAGCCUAAAAGCAAGGUAGAUGCACAAGGGGUGACUGAUAAAGAAGAAAAUUCUUACAGGAUCUUUAAUAUUAUCAGCCAUAUUGGAAGCAGCCCUCAUGGAGGCCACUAUAUCAAUGAUGCCUUUGAUUUCAGGAAACAGGAUUGGUUCACUUAUAGUGAUCCACAGGUGACAAGUAUACAAGAGGACCUUGUAUGCCAGGCUAGACUUUCCACUGGGUAUGUCUUCUUUUACAUGCAUAAUGAGAUCUUUGAAGAGCUCUUGGCAAGGGAAACUAGGUCUCGCAAAGUGUCACAGAAGUAAUACAAGAGACAUGUAUCUCAUAGUACAUAUCUACCUGAAUGCCUCACUCACUUAAACUGGAUCGAGGACAGAUAAAUAGCCCAGGACCAACAUCUCAACAAACAAUUACAGAGAAAUCAUCUUACUAACUCUGACCACAUCAAUCCUAAAGUUAGUUACAGUUUAUGCUAAUAAGUGUUCCUCUGGCAUACAAAACUGGAACUGUGUCUUUUGUAUACUUUUUGUCAGAAAAUAAAUUUAUUAUUGAUAGUGAAGUUUUCUGUAUUCACUAUGGAAUUUGCAUAACCCAGGGUUACCUUUAUAUGAAUAAAAAUGCCUUAUUGUACUUGCAAUCAUAAA